Messenger RNA from Arachis ipaensis, 551 nucleotides. Its product is annotated as auxin-induced protein 15A-like. NCBI's taxonomy places the organism in Eukaryota, Viridiplantae, Streptophyta, Magnoliopsida, Fabales, Fabaceae. The record is from RefSeq and is a predicted model, not a curated record. Gene Ontology annotation, biological process: response to auxin.
AUUCUCAAACACAAAACAUCAGACUUGAAACACUUUUUUCAUAUACAAGCUACUUGAGAUCAUUCUAUAGUUGUGUGAGUGGAGCAACAAAGAAGAAACAAUGGGAUUUCGCUUACCUGGUAUUAGAAAAUCUACACAAGCAGCUUCAAAGGGUGGAGAAGUCUCAAAGGGGCAUCUUGCAGUUUAUGUUGGAGAAAAGAUGAAGAGGUUCAUAGUUCCAAUAUCAUAUUUGAACCAACCAUCAUUUCAAGACUUGCUGAAUAAAGCAGAAGAAGAAUUUGGUUAUGUUCAUCCAAUGGGUGGCCUCACAAUUCCUUGCACAGAAGAUGUGUUCUUAGAUAUCAUAUCAUUUUUUGCUUGAAUCACUCAUUCAUCAGAAAAAAGAGGCUGACAUAGCAUAGAUUAGCUCAACUCAAACAAUUUUGUAGUAUCAUAAUACAUUGAGUGUAUAUCUUGUUUUUCCCUUUGCUUUCUCGCAAAAGUGGAACAUCAUAAUUAUUGUGACUGAUUAAUGCAUAAAAAUUUUGUUAUAACUUCAUUGUAUUUUUCUU